Ectocarpus siliculosus is the source of this 2226-nucleotide messenger RNA. The record is from the annotation of a GenBank genome assembly. Lineage: Eukaryota; Phaeophyceae; Ectocarpales; Ectocarpaceae.
AUGGAGACAGCUGCGGUGGAGAGAACACCCCUGGUUACCGUUGCAGCUUGCAACCUGGAUCAAUGGGCUCUAGAUUUCGAUGGCAACCUCGAAAGAGUGCUUCGCUCGAUCCAAGAAGCGAAGGCGAUGGGCGCGAGGUACCGGCUCGGGCCAGAGCUGGAGCUAUGCGGGUAUGGGUGCGAAGACCACUUUUUGGAGCACGACACUUUCCUUCACUGCGACCAGAGCCUGGCUGCUCUUCUGUCGUGCGACGCGACAGAUGGCAUCCUCUGCGACAUCGGGAUGCCGGUCCAACACCUAGGCGUACGGUACAACUGCCGCGUGUUCUGCCUCAACCGCAAGAUUCUUGCGAUUCGUCCCAAGCUUCACCUCGCGGAUGACGGAAAUUACCGCGAGACCCGCUGGUUUACGACCUGGAAACGGAGGAACGAGACGGAAGACCACACCCUGUGCCGCGGCCUCGCGGAGGUGACCGGGCAGGACAAGGUACCCUUCGGUCAGACCGCGGUGUCGGCCCUGGACGCUCUCGUCGCGGGCGAGACUUGCGAAGAGCUAUGGACACCAGACAGCCCUCACAUAGGUCAGGCAUUGGCCGGUGUAGAUAUUAUAGGAAACGGGUCGGGCUCGCACCACCAGCUCCGCAAACUAGACACUCGGCUGAACUACAUGAUUUCGGCGACUGCAAAGUGUGGAGGUGUGUACGUCUACUCUAACCAGCGUGGCUGUGACGGGGGUAGGUUGUACUACGACGGGUGCGCUCUCAUCGUGGUCAACGGCGACGUGGUCGCCCAGGCGGCUCAGUUUUCCCUCGCCGACGUGGAGGUUAUCACGGCGACUGUCAACCUCGAGGACGUAAGGUCUUACCGGGCUUCGGUGAGUUCUCGAAUGGAGCAGGCGUCGGGUGCACGGCGACUACCCACUGUGGAGGCGCCCUCGUUCUGUCUCGGUACCCCCGGUGCCAACUACGUGACCCACCCUCCCACACUGCCCCAAGCGUUGAAGAUUCAUAGCCCGCAGGAGGAGUGUGCCCUUGGGCCCGCCUGCUGGCUGUGGGACUACCUGCGAAGGUCCGGCAGCGCAGGCUUCUUCCUCCCUCUCUCCGGCGGGGCUGAUUCGUCCAGCGUCGCGGCGAUCGUCGGGGUUAUGUGCGGGCUGGCAGUCGAAACGGCAGCAGCAGAGAACGCGGAGCUUAGCGGUAUAGACGACGAUGCCGAGAGGAAAUCAAAGGAGGGCGCAGCCGGAGUGGGCUCUGUGUCCAAGGAAGUGCGGCGCCUGAUGGGGCUUAAGGAAGGAGAGAAGGUGCCGAGCAGCCCCCGCGACCUUGCCAACUGUGUGCUGCACACGUGCUUCAUGGGCACGGAGAACAGCUCCAACGCUACGCGGGCGCGCGCGUCGACUCUGGCGGACCAGAUAGGCGCAUACCAUAGCAACAUCGUCAUCGACACCGCGGUGGCUGCCCUUGUGGGAGUCUUCCGCACGUUGACGGGGAAGACACCGCGGUUCUUGUCGAGGGGAGGGACGUCCGCCGAAGACCUGGCGCUGCAGAACAUUCAAGCUCGUCUACGCAUGGUGAUGGCCUACCUUCUAGCGCAGCUUCUGCCUUGGGUUCGUGGACGGCAAGGGUUUUUGCUCGUGCUCGGUAGCGCUAACGUUGACGAAGCGCUGAGGGGCUACAUGACGAAGUACGACUGCAGCAGCGCGGACCUGAACCCCAUCGGCGGCAUCUCGAAGGUGGACCUGAAGAAGCUGUUGGAAUGGGCGGCGCGGGAGCGAGGUUACACCGCGUUGGCCGACAUUGCGGCUGCGCCGCCAACGGCCGAGCUGCGGCCGCUGGCGGAGGGGGCGGGCGAGGCGGACGAACACAGCCAAGUGGACGAGGAGGACAUGGGGAUGACGUACGAGGAGCUGUCGCACUUCGGCCGCUUGAGGAAGGUGGCUCGCUGCGGCCCGGUAUCCAUGUUUCAGAACCUGCUGUCGGCGUGGAGGCAUCUCUCUCCCCAGGAGAUCGCCUCGAAAGUGAAGCGUUUCUUCUUUUUUUACUCCGUGAAUCGGCACAAGAUGACCACGCUGACGCCUUCGUACCACGCCGAGGAGUACUCUCCAGACGACAACCGUUUCGACCUGCGACCGUUCUUGUACCCGACGCGUUGGCCGCGCCAGUUCGCUGUUAUCGAUUCCAUGUUGAAGGGGCUGCCAUCUGGCCGAGUAGAUGGCAAGGAGGCGUAG